Phragmites australis (common reed) is the source of this 7751-nucleotide messenger RNA. Its product is annotated as methylcrotonoyl-CoA carboxylase subunit alpha, mitochondrial. The transcript is spliced from 17 exons. The record is from RefSeq and is a predicted model, not a curated record. Gene Ontology annotation, molecular function: ATP binding; methylcrotonoyl-CoA carboxylase activity; metal ion binding. The coding region runs from base 98 to 2362 and encodes 754 amino acids. Lineage: Eukaryota; Viridiplantae; Streptophyta; Magnoliopsida; Poales; Poaceae. Gene Ontology annotation, cellular component: mitochondrion.
CAAACCGUCACCACCCUUAUCCAGCCGGACCAACCCCAUCCCCGCGAAUCAUUUCCCGGACCCAUCGCCCGCCUCGCUCACCGCACUACCCCACCGCAUGAUGGCCUCCCGCCUCCUCCACCUCCACCUCCGCCGCCGCGGCCGGAGCCCCAGCCCCAGCCCCAGCCCCAGCCCCGUGCCCCUUCCACUCCUCCUCGCCACUCGGCUCCUCUCCUCCUCCUCCUCCUCCCCCUCCCCUGCGGCGGCGGGCGGCGGCGGGGGGAUCGGGAAGGUGCUGGUGGCGAACCGGGGCGAGAUCGCGUGCCGGGUGAUGCGCACCGCGCGGCGGCUCGGCGUCGCCACGGUGGCCGUGUACAGCGACGCCGACCGCGGCGCGCUGCACGUGCGCGCCGCCGACGAGGCCGUCAGGCUCGGCCCGCCGCCCGCGCGGGAGAGCUACCUCAACGCCGCCGCCAUCGUCGACGCCGCGCGCCGCACCGGCGCCCAGGCUAUCCACCCAGGAUAUGGUUUUCUUUCAGAGAGUGCUGAUUUUGCACAGCUCUGUGAAGCUGAGGGGCUUAAAUUCAUUGGACCACCAGCAUCUGCAAUCCGAGAUAUGGGUGAUAAGAGUGCGUCUAAGAGGAUCAUGGGUGCUGCUGGCGUGCCGCUGGUUCCAGGUUACCAUGGGGCUGAACAAGACAUUGAGCUAUUAAAACUUGAAGCUGAUAAAAUUGGAUAUCCAGUUUUGAUCAAGCCCACCCAUGGUGGAGGGGGCAAGGGUAUGAGAAUAGUUCAAAGGCCUGCUGAUUUUGUGGAUUCUGUACUGAGCGCUCAGAGGGAAGCUGCAGCAUCAUUUGGCGUCAACACACUAUUGAUUGAGAAGUAUAUUACUCAACCCAGACAUGUAGAGGUCCAGGUAUUUGGCGACCAACAUGGAAAUGUAGUUCACCUUUAUGAGAGGGACUGCAGCCUACAACGAAGGCAUCAAAAGAUUAUCGAGGAGGCUCCAGCUCCAAAUGUGGCAGCUGAGUUUCGGUCUCAUAUUGGUGAAGCUGCUGUGUCUGCAGCAAAGGCAGUUGGUUACUACAAUGCUGGAACAGUGGAGUUUAUUGUGGAUACUCUUUCUGGAGAAUUCUAUUUCAUGGAGAUGAAUACUCGACUCCAGGUUGAACACCCAGUAACAGAGAUGGUUGUUGGUCAAGAUCUUGUGGAGUGGCAAAUACGUGUUGCAAAUGGAGAACGUCUGCCCUUAUCUCAGGAACAGAUCCAGUUAAAUGGACAUGCAUUUGAAGCUCGAAUAUAUGCUGAAAAUGUUCCAAGAGGAUUUCUUCCUGCAACAGGAACCUUACAUCACUACCGACCAGUCCCUUCUGCCCCAACAGUAAGAGUUGAAACUGGAGUUGAAGAAGGAGAUACUGUCAGCAUGCAUUAUGAUCCCAUGAUCGCCAAACUUGUAGUGUGGGGUGAAAGUCGCAGUGCUGCACUAGUCAAGCUAAAGAACUGCUUGUCAAACUUUCAGAUUGCAGGUUUGCCAACCAAUGUUGGUUUCCUCCAAGAACUUGCAAGCCAUAGUGCCUUUGAAAAAGGCCUAGUGGACACACACUUCAUUGAUCAUUAUAAAGAUGAUUUUGUGAGUACUUCUGCUAAGUCCUCAGGUGAAUCACAUGAUGUAACUGAGCUUGGUGGAAUUUUGGCUGCUGCUUGCAUUUGCAAGAAGGAUCACAUUACAUCUGAAGAAUCGCUACGAGGUGACAAGACACUGUCAGCAUGGUACACUAAUCCACCUUUCAGGAUGCAUCACUUUGCUAGGCGUCCACUGGAACUCGAGUUGGAUAAGGAACAUGAUGGAUUCAGUGAGGAACUUCUUAAAUUGUUCAUUGCAUAUCGAUCUGAUGGAAGCUACUUCAUUGAGACUGAAGAUGGCGCUUCUGGUUUGGAUGUCAAAGUUGAUCAUAAAGGUGACAAUGAUUUUCGUGUUGAUGUUGCUGGUCUGCAAACUGAUGUGACUCUAGCAUCUUAUUUAAAGGGUAAUAGCAAACAUAUACACAUCUGGCAUGGGAAGCAUCACCACCACUACAGACAAACUGUGAGAGCCGAGCAUGUAGUUGAUGAUAGUUCUCAACCUAGCCAUUCUUCUGAGGGAAAGUCACAUCCAAAAGGGAGUGUUCUGGCACCGAUGGCUGGUUUGAUUGUGAAGGUUUUGCUUGAAGAUGGGGCACAGGUGGAUGCAGGCAAGCCUGUCAUGGUUAUGGAAGCAAUGAAGAUGGAGCAUGUUGUGAAGGCGCCUCGUGCCGGAUAUAUCGAGGGCCUGAAGGUUACUGCUGGGCAACAAGUUUUUGACUCUAGUGUCCUUUUCACUAUCAAGGAUGGCAGUGCAAAUUGAGACAAAGAUACCUAGAAACGGGACCAGAACCCGUAUCGAUCAAUUCAUACAUGCUCCGGGAAUUGACUUGCACAGCGGCCGUCCUCCAGAAGGAAACGCAGACGAACAAAUAAAAGGAGUUCAUCUGUUGGGUAAACAGCUCAUGAACUCCCAGCUCCAACCCCAUCAUUUGCCCAUUUGUCCAUUUGCCCUGUAUAGUGUGUAUUCUGCAUCGCAUUGUACAAUGAAAUAAACAAAUGGAAUCCAAUUGGCCUGCCGUUACCCAUUAAGAAACUCCAACCGGCUCUUUAUCCGACUUCCUAUCGUCAAAUAUAGCGAUCGGUAAAAAAAAAAAAAUCCUCCAACCGGCUCUCCAAUUGGCUCGCUAUGUUUGUGCGCUCGCUAUCCGAUCGGUGUGGCUCACCACUUCCAGCGAGCGGUCUCGCUCGCCAUCUCCAUUCGCUAGAGACGAUGACUUGUGGACGCUCACCAUCUCCAUUCGCUAGAGACUAUGACUUGUGGACCCUUUGAACAAUACUCGAAUUUUCCUCAUCUUCUCUAUUCCAACGAUGCUUUUCUGUUGCUCCAAAAAUCCUAAAAUUUUGUGUACUUGUUUCAUAAUCUAUAUGCAACCUAUUUUAACUAGAUUCACCCCAAAAAUCUGUGUAUAAUUUAAACUAAAAUUCUUCAAAAAAGACUACUUUUAUAAAUUGUAACAAUUGUUUGGGCCUCAAAUAAAUUCUCAAAAAUCUGGAAAAAUUCAUUAAUAUUCUUCUUAUGUGAUGGAUUAAUUUUUAAAAUUAUUUUCAGCCCUAGAUUAUAUGAUGAAAAAGUGAGUUCCCUUAUAAUUUCCUAUUUAUAUGCAUUUUUAUUAUUUCAUGUGAUAUUAUUCUUUUAAUUUAAUUUGAGUUCAAAUAAAAUUCAAAUAUAUACAAAAUUUAGCUGUUGAAAAUAUAGUCAUUGUAAAUAUAUUUUAUUUAUAGGAUACUAAUAAAAUAUAUGUGAGUGAAAUUUAAAGAGUGGGAUUUAAGGAGUCGGUUGGAGCGUGUAGAGAAAUAUAAAAGGAAUCUUUUGAAUAGAUUCUCUAUAUGAAAAUAUAGGGAGUGAGAUUUAGAGAAUCGGUUGAAGAUACUCUAAGGCAGCUAAGAACCAUGAGACGCCAGUGACAGAAUCCCCUCCACCCCGUCGCCAGAUCCCCUCUCCGACACAAACCAGAUCUCCGCCCAACGCUAGAUCUUGCGCCAUCGCAUGCUUCACCACCGCUGCACGCCUGCACCUCCUCGCUGCAGUCAAUAGAGAACAGGAGGCUACCAUGUUGCCGGAGCCACCGCUGGUGCUGGCGCAGAAGUUAGGGUAAACAUUAGUUUUUUCUUUUUAUUUUUUUCUGGUUAUUUUUUCUCGGUGAAAUCGGAACUUCUAUCGAAUGAUUUGAAACUUUUCUUAAUUUUGACUUAAAACUUUCUCGAGACAUAAAAUUUUCUCAACUUAAAACUUUUCUUAAUUUGAAACUUUUUAAUUGAAAAUCUCUUAAAUAGAAACAUUUAGGGUUUGUUUGUUUUUUAUUUUGAUUCUAACAAUUUAGAUUUUGAUUCUCACGAUCUAGAAUCUAGAUUAUACAAUCUAAAUCUAAAAUAAAUGGUAUCAUUUUAUUAGAAUAUCUCAUUUCUCAGAAGCCCACACACGCAAAAAUUAGAGCAAAAUGGGAGAAAAACCUCCAUGCUUGUAGCUGGUCUAGAUCUCCGGCGAGCCAGUCGAACGGGGUAGUCGAUUUGCCUAUGAUCCGAUGAGCGGUGAGGUGUCAGAGCCACGGCGGCUCAGUCGGGCGCUCAACUCCAACUACAGCCGCGUCCGUGAGGAGGUGCUGCAACUCGUGUUCGGCUGCGUCGACGACCCACGCGAUCGAGAGGUGGCCUCACUGGUGUGCCGUUGUUGGCACCGUAUGAUCGUCAAAGCGGUCCACCUGCGCCACAUGACCGUCACGGACGACGACAUCGUGGUGCUCGUCCAUGCGCGCGGUCGCAUGUUGUAGGAGCUCAAGCUCGACAAGUGUUGUGACUUCUCCACUGACGCAAGAGCUGACUGCUGUGUGGCCGAGCUCGAAGUGCAUCGUGGAGGGAUUAAAGGCACCAUAAGUGGACUUGCGCAUGCGGGGAGGAGGUGAGGCCGGAGAGGUGGAGGCAGAGGAGCGACGACGGCAGGACUUGUCACGGGCGCAGAAGGAGAGCGCCUUCACACGAACGGAUGGGGAGGCGGCCGCCGCCGCAAGAGAGUCGGAUGCGAGCAAGAUGGUCUGCUUGAGGUCGUCCAUAGCGGUGUAGAGGAAUUUGUGGAGGUGGAGCGGGGUGAAGACGGGAAAAGAGAGAGCAAACAGAGUUUGGGAGAGAGGAGAAACAAAGGAAAAUUAUGUUUGUAAUGUUAAUGAUAGGUAAAUAUGUGUCAUAAUUCAUAAUUCAUGAUGUGAAAAAAUAUUUUUCUAUAUUAUGUAUUAUGGUAUAAUCUAGUUUUAGAUCAUAGAUUCUGUAGUGUAGAAUCAAACUAUUUAUUUUUUAUUUUGAUUUUAAAAACUAGAAUUUAUUAAAAUAAUAAAAAACAAACAGCCACUUAAUCUCUCAAAUAGCACGGAGGAGGAAGCGAGACAGAGAUCGACUCGACCGCCUGCGAGCUCCUUUGCGCACGUUGCCCCACAAGCCAAAAAGGAUGUGGUUGGUAAAUAAAGUUGAUUCGCCCGCGAACUAUUUUGUUGGCAAUAGUUUGCAAACCAGUAGCUUACGGUUUCAGACCGUAGAAGUUCGGCUAAAUAAUAAUUUUUAAGUUUUAGAGUGAUUUUUUUAAAAAUAAAUUAAAUGUUAGGCGCUGAAAAAAUUUAGUUUUCACUGAUUCGCUCGCCUGUGAACUAUUUUGUUGGCAAUCGUUUGCAAACCAGUAACUUACGUGCUUCAAAUUAUAAGAGUUCUACUAAAUAAUAGUUUAUAAUUUUUAAUUUUUAAGAUAAUUUUUUAAAAUAAAUUAAAUAUUAAAAGCUGAAAAAAAACAGUUUUAAUCUUUGCUAGUUAUUUUUUUUACUUUUGUAUAUUUCAUAUAAUAUAAAUUUGACUUUAUCAUUUACAAGUAAAAAUCUAUUUAAAUUUAAUAAAUUUAUUAAUCCUUUAAUUAUUUUAUCAUUUAAACACUAAAACUCACUAGAAGAUUUCGGGUCCUAUCCAACUUAGGAGGGGAUUUCGGGUCCUAUCCACGCCAUUUCCACGGAGAAAACAGCCACGUCUCCCGACACGAGAAUUUUUCUCCGUCCACAUCGAACGCGUCGGCCUCCUCGAGUCAUCGGCGUCAUCUUCGACGAUUUCUUCCGCUCCACGCGCCGCCUCCACCCUCUAGGUGCGGCCUUCGGCGAGGAAGCCGCCACCAGGCAGGAGAACCCCCCUCCUCCUCCCUCCUCCUGUGCUUGGCUGCCCUGCGCGGACACCAAGACGGCCGCCACCGACGACGACAUUGAGGAGCGCAUCCUUCGGAUCGAGUCUGGCGUCGAGCCCAGAGGCAGCGGGGCACGCGCAAGAGGAAGGCCUCGGCCGCCAGCGCCGUCGCACGCUCCCGCCGGUGCCGCGGACUCACCGGUUCGGUUUGGCUUCACAGCAUACAGCGCGCGAGCGGCUCGACGACGCUCUUCCGGCGAUCCGCCUGGUCGAUGCUCGUGCGGCGUCAUCGAUCCAGGCACACGGUCGCUGCAUGCCCGCUGCCUCCCUUUCCCUUUGUUUUCUAUUUUUUUUUAAUUUUUGGAGCUUCAUAAUUGUUUUGGGUUUGCUUUUAGUUCUUGGCUAAGUUAUCUCUCCAAAUGAUUCGAGGGAUUAGCAGAUAAAAUUCCGGGGUUUCGUUGUGCCAAAAAAAAAAUCCCCGUUGUGGCUAAUCUCUCCGUGGAGAAGUCCCUCUUCUAAUUUUGCGUUGAAUUGUUAAAGGGACAUUUUGCGUUCUUGGUAUAGGUUAAUAAUAGCGGAGCUAUAGACAGAGAACAAAAACUCUUUGUGGUGAUAAAAUAAACCCGGUAUCUCUGUCGUUCGUAGGAGCUUUACGAAUAUUUCACAAUAAAGUAGCUUAAUUUCAGUACGAGAAUCGGGACUUGGACUGGUCACAAGAAUUCUUCUCCGUUUCUGCGAGAACAUGAGCCAUCGCAAAUUUCCUACGAAAUUUCUCCAUUUCUACGAGAAUUCGAGCAGUCAUAAAUUUCUGUGAAAUCCCUUGCUAUAAGACGAUGACAUUUAAGUGUCCUAAAACGGAGUUUAAUCGUUGUCACAUUUUGGGACAGCGUGGCGGGUACUAAGAAUAUUUGGUUAUUUAUAUUUACUAUUUUAAUUUAGUUUGAUAGAUAUAAAUGUACAUUUUCAGUUUACCUCGAGAGAAGCUGAUGUAGAUUUUUACGCACUUAUUUAGAUGAGUUUAUUUAUCGGUGUCAUAAAAUCAUUUUUAUAUAAGUAACUAAUCAUAAUCUUAACACUUACAUCCACUCAUCCUAUCACAAAUUUAAUAAAAUAAAUAUUUUUUUCAAUAAAUAUAACUUCAUUCGAAAUCUACUGGACUUACUAGCAAAACCCCGGCAACCAUUCACACGCUUUUGUUUCUUCCCCGGGAAUUCCCCCCUCCUGAUGAUCGGUAUCCCACGGGCCCAACUUCUGAACUCCUCGUUCUUCCACCUGCUCCUGCCUCCUCCGUCUUGCUGUUGCCGGCGUCCACCGCCUCGCCGUCGCUCCCGGCCGCUACAAAACAGGCCAACCCUCUUCACUUGGCCGUCGCCUCGACUUCCUCUAUCCUCUCCUAAGCUGUCGCCCUCCGUCUGCUGCCUUCUGCUAUGCUGGAAGUGCAUAUCCACUCGGACCUGCUGACCGAUUUCUCCUUUCGCCGGUAAGGACACGCCCUGCUCUCUAUCCUCUCCUAAGCUUGUGGGAAAUAUACUGCUGUGACAUGCCAUAUCCAGACCUCAGUUUUGCAGAUGUCUCUUCUGCUGUUGUUCAUCAGAAUCUGCGAUCGGACAUCCCUCGCCGCUGCCCAAGCGCGAUGGCGAACAUCAUGCGUAAAUGCUGGGACGCGAACCCGGAUAAGCGGCACGACAUGGACGAGGUGGUGCGGUUCUUGGAAGCUCUCGACACGAGCAAGGGCGGCGGCAUGAUACCGGAAGGCCAGGCAGGCGGGUGCUUGUGCUUCUUCAGAGCCCGUGGCCCCUAGAUUCUUUCCAGCUUUGAUCUCCUUGCCUGUAUACUAUGAUUGGGGGCUGCUGUUCAUACCUGUUAGCCACAGAUCAGGUCUUUCCUUCUCUGGAUGCCGAGUGCCGCUAGUGCUGUGCUAUCGCAGCUGUUGAGACUGUAAGCAAUGUGAUGUGUGAUUAUAAUAUAACAGUGAGAGUCUAUAUGAUACAGAGUUUCUUGUG